Cyprinodon variegatus (sheepshead minnow) is the source of this 1465-nucleotide messenger RNA. It is a transcript of the gene slc35a2, whose product is annotated as solute carrier family 35 (UDP-galactose transporter), member A2. The transcript is spliced from 5 exons. Gene Ontology annotation, molecular function: UDP-galactose transmembrane transporter activity. The record is from RefSeq and is a predicted model, not a curated record. Bases 1 to 867 code for a protein of 288 amino acids. Gene Ontology annotation, biological process: pyrimidine nucleotide-sugar transmembrane transport. Gene Ontology annotation, cellular component: Golgi membrane. Lineage: Eukaryota; Metazoa; Chordata; Actinopteri; Cyprinodontiformes; Cyprinodontidae.
AUGGCGUCUGUGAGCAGCAGUAAGACCGGGGAGGCUCCGAACCGGACUCAGAAUGAAGACACGCUGCAGAACAACCUGCAGUACGUGGCCAUCUCCAACCUGCCGGCGGCCACCUUCCAGGUGACGUACCAGCUGAAGAUCCUCACCACGGCGCUCUUCAGCGUCCUGAUGCUCCGGAAGUCUCUGUCCAGGGUCCAGUGGGUCUCUCUGCUGCUGCUGUUCGGGGGCGUCGCCAUUGUUCAGGUGCAGCAGGAGGGAAACAAAGAGGCGGCGGUGGCCGACUCCUCCAGCCAGAACUACAUGGUGGGUCUGGUCGCCGUGGUGAUCAGCUGCCUGUCGUCAGGGUUUGCCGGCGUUUACUUUGAGAGGAUCCUGAAGGGGAGCUCUGCGUCGGUGUGGAUGAGGAACGUGCAGCUGGGGAUCUUUGGCACGGCGCUCGGCCUGCUGGGAUUGUGGUGGAACGACGGGCCCGCCGUGUCUGAGCACGGCUUCCUGUUUGGCUACACGGGCAUGGUCUGGUGCGUCAUCUUCAACCAGGCGUUCGGCGGGCUCCUGGUGGCCGUCGUGGUGAAGUACGCCGACAACAUCCUGAAGGGCUUCGCCACGUCCUUCUCCAUCAUCGUCUCCACGGUGAUGUCCAUCUACCUGUUCAGCUUCCAUGUGGACCUGCUCUUCUCCGCGGGGGCGGGGCUCGUCAUCGGCGCCGUCUACAUGUACAGCCUCCCCAAGCCUGCGUCCAGCGGGCCUUUUCCCCCAAACUCCACCUCUUCCUCUGCGUCUGCGGAGCCCCUGAGGACAGACAGAGGCGGCGAAAUGGAGGAGUUUCUGCCAAAAGCUCCUCCCUCGGCCGCCAGCGGCACAGACUAAUUCCUGGAAGCAGGGCAGGAAGGCGCAGCAGCGCCUCCUGCUGUUUUCUUGCCUUAAAACUCUUUACUAACUGAAAGAAAGAAGCACCUUGAACUGACUGGGCUCCUGCUUUCUAACAGCUGAUUGGAUGGUCUGUGUGGGCGUCUGCGCAGACGGCGCCCCCUGCAGAGCGGUGCUGUUCGGUGCCUUUUCCUCUCGUCUGUACAGAAGCCAUGCCGUCGCAGUUCUCGGCUCGGAUUCUGGGCUGAGCUGGUUGUUUGGAGCGUCUUUUAUUUCCUGACGUUGGUCGUUUGGAUCGGGGUCACGGGGGUCAGGUGUCUGUUUGCUGCUUCUCCGUUUCACUUGUUGAAGAACUUUCACUUUUUUGUCUUCACCCCAAGAAGAACUGUGAUGCCUCUGAAAAUCAGAAGAGGUUAACAAACCGGAAGGAUCUCCAUGGAAACGUUCAGUUACGUGUAUGGAGUAAAAUUUGUUCCAUAAUUGUUUUCGAGCAAAGAGGACACCAUGAAAAUGGAAAUUUAUAAAAUUAAAUGCAAUCCAUAAAUAAAAACUGGGAAAAACUUGAUUAAAAAAGCUUUUGAGAGAAAAUGUACUGUUU